AUGGAUUCCGUGAACUUGUCGACUGGCUGGUCCUUUAGGGACCGGGAUACUGAUGAAUGGCUAUCUGUACCUAAUGUUCCAUCUGUGGUGCAACAGGACCUGAUUGCUAACAAAAAGCUUGAUGAUCCGUACAUUGGAUUCAAGGAAUUGGAUGCUCGCUGGGUCAAUGAGAAGUCAUGGGUCUAUCGCAAUGUGUUCUCAAAGCCAGUUGCCCCGACAGGAUCCGCAAUUGUGCUCGUAUUUGAUGGACUAGACACAUUUGCCAAGGUCAAACUGGAUGGCGAACUCAUUCUCGAAAGUGAUAACAUGUUCCUCGGUCACCGAGUUGAUGUCACCAAGGCAUUGGAAGCAGACGGCGAACAUACGCUUGAAAUUGAGUUCGACUGUGCUCUUCUCAAAGCCCGCGAGUUGCGAGCACAAGACACCAAGCACAGAUGGGUUGGUUUCAACGGAGAUCCAGCACGUAUGGCUGUGCGAAAAGCCCAAUACCACUGGGGCUGGGACUGGGGUCCAGUACUAAUGACGGCGGGCAUCUGGCGCGCAGUCCGCUUCGAGGUAUACAAUGCCCGGGUGGCUAGUCUGUGGCCCCAGGUCAAGUUGACCGCGGACCGUCAGACAGCAGAGAUUACUGCUGUUGUCGAUGUGGAGAGCAUCGGGGAUGGCGAGUAUACAGCCCAAUUUAAAUUGGGGCUGCAUGGCAAGGAAAUCGCAAGCCAGGACGUUGCCGUAUCGGAGAACACGGCCCAAUUCACUUUCAAAGUCAAUCAGCCUGCUUUGUGGUGGCCUCAUGGGUAUGGCGAGCAGACUCUGUAUGAUUUAUCGGUGGUGCUACUUCGCAAUGGUGAAAAGGUCGACUCUUCAAACAAGAAGUUUGGUAUCCGAACUGCUGAGGUUGUCCAGCAACCUGACAAACAUGGAAAGUCAUUUUUCUUCCGCAUCAACGGAAUGGACAUCUUCUGUGGUGGUUCGUGCUGGAUUCCGGCCGACAGUCUUUUGCCAGCCGUCAGUGCGGAGCGAUACCGCAAUUGGAUAGAGUUGAUGGUGGCUGGAAGACAAGUGAUGAUUCGUGUUUGGGGUGGUGGCAUUUACGAAGACGACGCCUUCUACGAAGCAUGCGACGAGCUAGGCGUGAUGGUCUGGCAGGACUUCAUGUUUGGCUGCGGAAAUUAUCCAACAUGGCCUGAGAUGUUGGAAUCGGUCCGUCAAGAGACCAUCUAUAACGUCAAGCGCAUGCGCCACCAUCCAUCUAUUGUACUCUAUGCUGGUAACAAUGAAGACUACCAGGUGCAAGAGUCAGAGGGCUUGACCUACAACUACGAAGACAAGGACCCCGAGAGCUGGUUGAAGACCGACUUCCCGGCACGAUACAUUUAUGAAAAGCUCCUCCCAGAGGUGGUGGCUGAACACUCCCCUAGCACAUUCUAUCAUCCUGGAAGUCCAUGGGGUGAUGGCAAGAUAUCGUCAGAUAAGACAGUCGGUGAUAUGCAUCAAUGGAACGUGUGGCACGGUACGCAAGAAAAAUAUCAAAUCUUCGAUACCCUCGGUGGUCGAUUCAACAGCGAGUUUGGAAUGGAGGCAUUCCCACAUGUGUCCACAAUCGAUUACUUUGUCGAGAAAGAGGAAGACAAAUUCCCUCAGUCUCAUGUCAUUGAUUUCCACAAUAAGGCUGAUGGGCAUGAACGAAGACUGGCGACGUAUCUGGUAGAAAAUCUGCGAACUGCCACAGACCUCGAGACCUACAUCUACCUGACCCAAGUCGUACAAGCCGAGACAAUGAUGUUUGGCUACCGAGGCUGGCGCCGGCAAUGGGGCGAUGAGCGCCACUGUGGUGGUGCCCUCCUCUGGCAACUGAAUGACUGCUGGCCAACCAUCUCUUGGGCAAUUGUGGACUACUUCCUCAAACCAAAGCCAGCCUAUUAUGCCGUAAAGCGAGUGUUGAACCCAAUCGCCGUUGGUGUCCGCCGAGAACACCACGACUGGAGCGUCGCACACGCCCAACCACCCAAGGCAAGCAAAUAUGAGCUCUGGAUUGCCAGCAACAGCCCCGAGACAGUCCGUGGCAGCGUUGAGCUACGCUUCCUGUCUGUCAACACAGGUCGCGAUAUUCGAGCACCGAUUGUACACCAAGAUAUCACCAUCACGGCCAAUGGAACGACGGAUAUCAUCACCGACGGUAUAAUUGACCACAUUGCUGAGCCAGAGCCACAUGUCCUCGCAGCCCGAUUGUGGGUCAACAACAAGAUCGUGGCACGAGAUGUGGACUGGCCACAACCCUUUAAAUAUCUCAACUUGACUGGACGACAGCUGGACAUUCAGAAACAAGAAGGUGAAGCUGGUAAGACAGUGCUGGUUAUCAAUGCCCGCAAGCCAGUCAAAUGUCUUGUGUUUGAGGAGCAGGAAGGUGUUCUCCUUGAGGACAAUGCAAUUGACAUUGUUCCUGGGGAUGAGCAAACUAUCAUUGUGACUGGUCUUGGUAAGACCCCCAUUAGGUAUCGGUAUUUGGGGCAGGAAUCCUGUGAGGUUGUGGGAUAA
Molecule: messenger RNA, 2532 nt
Organism: Penicillium nucicola
Lineage: Eukaryota; Fungi; Ascomycota; Eurotiomycetes; Eurotiales; Aspergillaceae
Product: beta-mannosidase
Exons: 5
Coding region: 1-2532 (843 amino acids)
Biological process (GO): carbohydrate metabolic process; glycoprotein catabolic process
Molecular function (GO): beta-mannosidase activity
Source: RefSeq, a predicted model, not a curated record